AUGUCCGUCAUCAAGUCUGAAGCAGACAGCACCAAGAUGGAAGCCUGUCUCGACAAGGUGGAAGAAGCCUGUCUCUCCAAGAAUGAGGCCGACUUGGCCAUCAAGUCUACAACAGACAGCCUCAACAAGCGCAUCAUCACCGAGCUCUACCUCGCCAAGCUCUGCCUCACCAAGUUCUGCUGCGUCAAGGAUCAGACCAGCUUCGACACCACCCACUUCGUCGUCUCCGACAAGAUUGCCAACAAGGACCCUCUCAUCAAAGGGACCUUGCUUCGCAUGCCGCCAGAAAUCACCCUUCACAUCAUCGAGGAGAUGGACAACGACGUCGACCGCCUGUGCCUCGGCCUCAGCUGCCGCCGCCUCCUGCACUUUGUCCAGGACCGCAACAUCCGGGUCCCCUGCAUGAAGGCCAGCCGCGAGGCCCGCUUCAUGCACAAGGACAACAAGCUCGCCUUCUCCAUGAUGAAGCGCGUAUACCCCCUCAACGCCAGCGGCGGCCCGCGACCCGACGCCGCGCUGUGCCAGUCCUGCUUCAAGUGGAUCAACGUGAACCACUUCGCCACAACCACCCUCGGCCAGGGCAGCAAGACUGUCCUCUCGCAGGUCGUCCCGUGCCCGGACAAGACCUACAACCUGGCCGGCCUCCUUUUCGAAUGCGCCCAGUGCGUGGCGCGCGACUCGACGCCCGAGCAAGAGAGGGAUCGACGCCAAAACAUCUACAGGAUCUCGGCUGUCUCAGAGCCCACCCGGUUUUGCUCCGUCGCGGUUUGGACCAGCCGUGUGAAUAUGCACAAUGGGAGUGAGGUGGAUCCAUAG
Molecule: messenger RNA, 816 nt
Organism: Metarhizium acridum CQMa 102
Lineage: Eukaryota; Fungi; Ascomycota; Sordariomycetes; Hypocreales; Clavicipitaceae
Source: RefSeq, a predicted model, not a curated record